AUGGAAACAAUAAACUACUCUAAUAAAAGCACCUACCAGGCAUUGGAUGAGAAUAAAAUUGAAACUCCAUCAAUAUUCUUCGUACAGAAUCCCAACAUCAAUGAAAUUGUUAACACUCACCAGUUUGAUGAAAUUCCCUACAAGACCACGACUGACUUUCCGGCAGUUGAUGAUAUAACAAAAUUUUUCAAAGACAUCGGUGAUGCUAUAACCAAAUUUUUCGAAUUCAAUUUUGGCAUCAUUAUCGAAAUUGUUAUUGGAAUCGGAAUAUUUAUUUUAAUUUGUCUCUUUCCAACUAUUUUGGUCGGAAUAAUCCGAGCAAUAGGCUUUAGUGCUAAAAGAAUAGGUAAAGGAACCUGGGCUGCUACAUGUAUGGCUGCGCAUGGUGGAUAUGUUGUUGCUGGAAGCCUUUGUUCUGUGCUGCAAAGUGUUGGUGCUAAGGGAUAUCUGGGUUAG
Messenger RNA from Entrophospora candida, 456 nucleotides. The record is from the annotation of a GenBank genome assembly. NCBI's taxonomy places the organism in Eukaryota, Fungi, Glomeromycota, Glomeromycetes, Entrophosporales, Entrophosporaceae.